Messenger RNA from Penicillium lagena, 1686 nucleotides. Its product is annotated as AGC family serine/threonine-protein kinase. Gene Ontology annotation, molecular function: ATP binding; protein serine/threonine kinase activity. Bases 1 to 1686 code for a protein of 561 amino acids. The record is from RefSeq and is a predicted model, not a curated record. The transcript has a single exon. Gene Ontology annotation, biological process: protein phosphorylation. NCBI's taxonomy places the organism in Eukaryota, Fungi, Ascomycota, Eurotiomycetes, Eurotiales, Aspergillaceae.
AUGCCUUCUUCGGAUACUCACGAGGAUCUGUCCGUCGCGGACGUGUUCAGCCCGCAAGCCGAUAGCAUCCAGCCCUCCAUCGAUAUUCCAGCCAAUCACCAUGUCCCUGAUGUGCACGGGAUGAGCGAUCGCGGUGUCUCGCCUCGAAAGAUGACCAACGAUCUGCUGGCCAAGCCGCAGCGCCGCAAGAAAAAGAAGAAGCAGGCCGACCUAGCUCGCUCGACCGUGCGGGGGUUUACUCCCCUUGCUUCUGGGGACGAGGAUUCGGAUUUUUCAGCCACCAGCUCCCGCGCCGAUUCGCGGCCCACCACCGCUCUUGGCCAGGCGCCUGCGGGCCAUGGGGUGAGCGCAUUGAAGCUUCAACUCGAUUCUUUGAGUCUUUCUGGCAACCACCGUCCCAACGGAGUCGGCUCUAAAACUCCCAGCAACGCGAGUGUCUACUCUGCCGACAGUGACCAGACCGAGGUUCUGACCAGCUACGAAGUUCCUCUGGACCAUGACUUUGUCAGUGUCGAUGCUGUCGACCAGGAAAAGUCCGAACCUACCGGUGCUGUCGAUAUGCGCAGCCAGCUGUGUCGGAAGAUGACGGCCCAUGACUUUGAGCCGCUCCUGUGUCUGGGCAAAGGCUCGUUCGGAACAGUUCUGCUGGUUCGCCAUGUCGUCACGGGGAAACUGUACGCCCAGAAGCAGUUCCGCAAGGCAUCAAUCACCGUGCAUAAGAAACUCGUGGAGCAGACCAAGACGGAGCGCACGAUUCUGGAGAGUGUCAACCGCCACCCUUUCGUGGUCAAACUGUUCUAUGCCUUCCAGGACCACGAGAAACUCUAUCUGAUCCUGGAAUACGCGCAGGGUGGGGAGCUUUUUACCCAUCUUGCCAUGGAGCGCAUGUUCGAUGAAGAUGCGGCGGCCUUCUACAUGGCGGAGAUGGUUCUCGCCCUCGAACACCUGCACCAGAACGUCGGCGUGCUGUACCGCGACCUCAAGCCCGAAAACUGCCUCUUGGAUCGCCAGGGCCACCUGCUUCUCACGGACUUUGGCCUCAGCAAGAUCGCCCUCAGCGACGACGACCGCUGCAACUCUUCUCUUGGAACAAUCGAGUACAUGGCUCCCGAGGUGAUCCAGGCAAAGCCCUAUGGCAAAGCCUGCGACUGGUGGUCUCUCGGCGCACUGGGCUAUGACCUCUUAACCGGCUCGCCCCCUUUCCGUGCGAACAACCACACAAAGCUGCAAGAGAAAAUCGUCAAGCAGAAACUCGUCCUGCCCUACUUCCUCGGGCCGGACGCCAAGGAUCUCCUGACCCGUCUCAUGCGCAAGGACCCCACCAAACGCUUGGGCUACCACAUGCCCAAGGACCUGGUGACAAUCAAGAAACACCGCUUCUUCCGCAAGAUUGACUGGGCCGCCCUCGAGCGCCGCGAGCUCGACCCGCCAAUCCAACCCGUCGUCACGGACCCUGCUCUCGCGGAGAACUUUUCUGCGGAUUUCAUCAACCUCCCGCUCAGCCCGACUGUUACCUCGGCCGGGUUCGACGAACUGUAUGCCUCUGCGAACGGCCGUGUUUCUUCAUCUUGCGGUGGACCGGAUCAUCCCCCUUCGGGCGAGGGCGAUCCCUUUGGCGGAUUCAGUUUCGUCGCCUCGAGCAGUCUGCUGGAUCAUGGAGUCGGCGUGAUGACUGGGGGUUAUUGA